Telopea speciosissima is the source of this 1165-nucleotide messenger RNA. RefSeq names its product (S)-8-oxocitronellyl enol synthase CYC2. The transcript has a single exon. Bases 1 to 1149 code for a protein of 382 amino acids. The record is from RefSeq and is a predicted model, not a curated record. Lineage: Eukaryota; Viridiplantae; Streptophyta; Magnoliopsida; Proteales; Proteaceae.
AUGGCAAUCCAUGGAAAUGGAAAUGGAAUUGCAGAAGCCUUUGUUCUCAAUGUUGCGAUCAUCUUCGGCGUAACCGGACUCGUCGGUAAGGAGCUUGCAAGAACCAUAGCUUCAAAACCAGGGUGGAAAGUAUAUGGUAUAGCUCGUAGAUCAGAUGAUCUCCACCUUCCAUGUUCUUCUUCUUCUAAUUAUCAAUUCAUUUCAUGUGACCUCUUAAACCCUUUAGAAACCAUAGAGAAACUCUCUUUACUUAUUGAUGUAACCCAUAUGUAUUGGAUCACUUGGUCAAGCCAAUUCCCCUUAGAUUCCCCUGCUUGUUGUGAACAGAACAAAGCUAUGUUAUCCAAUGCCUUAAAUGCUCUUCUCCCUACAGCCAAAUCACUUAAACAUGUCUCUCUUCAAACUGGAGCUAAGCAUUAUGUGUCUCUUUCUGGCCCUUUUAACAAAAACCCAAUUCGUUAUUGUGAAGAUAGCCCUAGAGUUGGCCAAGGCAAGAAUUUCUAUUACACAUUGGAAGAUUUGCUUAUAGAGAAAUUAAAUGGCAAAGUUGCUUGGUCAGUUCAUAGACCAGGGUUGCUUAUAGGGAAUUCUCAAAGAACUUGUUAUAACUUCAUUGGUGGGCUUUGUGUUUAUGGUGUUAUAUGUAGAUAUCUCAAUCUACCCUUCUUGUUUGGUGGUUCAAAAGAGUGUUGGGAAGAGGUUUACAUUGAUAGUACUGAUACAAGGCUUGUAGCUGAGCAACAUAUAUGGGCAUCAACUAAUGAAGAUGUUUCAUCCAUUAAAGGUCAAGCUUUUAAUGCUACAAAUGGUCCAAGCUUCACUUGGAAGGAAAUUUGGCCUGCAAUUGGAGCUAAAUUUGGAGUGAAAGUGAUUGGAGAUGACAUGUUUUCGCCGGAUUUACGACUUUCCAAUUUCAUGGCUGAUAAGGGAAGUGUUUGGGAAGAGAUUGUGGAGAAGGAGAGGCUUUGUAGAACUAAGAUUGAAGAUUUAGCUAAUUGGGCAUUUAUGGAUAUCUUGUUUAGAUGUUCAAGUAAGAUGCUUUUGUCAAGAGAGAAAGCAAAUCAGUUUGGUUUCUUAUUGAGUUACCAGACUCUGGAUUCAAUCUUGUAUUGGAUAGAUUGCAUGAGAAAGGAGAGAUUCAUUCCUUAAUGAGAUCAGAAUUGAA